Messenger RNA from Candidula unifasciata, 885 nucleotides. NCBI's taxonomy places the organism in Eukaryota, Metazoa, Mollusca, Gastropoda, Stylommatophora, Geomitridae. The record is from the annotation of a GenBank genome assembly.
AUUAGUUCAGUCAGAUGUCCCUUUCAAUGCCAGCAGUGACUACAGAGACACGUACAGGGAACAUCCUCUUCCUCCAAAGUCUCAGCGAGAACGAGAGCAGUGGACUAAACCUGUGGUUCCCAUCGAUGAUUUAACCACCCAGCAGAGAGACUUUAAAGGAGAGUACCUGCCGAAACAGAAAAGUAUGAAACCACAAACCAGUAUAAUCAAAUCUGAGGCGCCGAUAGAUGGAGAUACAACACAUUCUAUCACAUACAAGCCUCAUGAUCUGCCUCAGAAAUACAGACACGAGCCUCAGAAAUACACACAGCCAGAGGGUUCCAUGGAUUUUAAUACCACACACGGCAUGCAGUUCACGGAACAUCCUUUAGAGAGGCAAGGUUUAUACAAACCAGGCUCUUCUGAUAUCCUAAAGGGAUCUGGAGAAAUGGUGAAGAACACAAAUUACAAUAAAGAUUACAAAGAACAUCCCCUAAGUCGAGUAGACCCGAUAAAACCAAAGAAUGAAUACACACAGCCUACAGUGCCAAUGGAAACACUAACAGAGUAUCAGGCUGAUUUUUAUGGAAGAAAACCCGAGCCUAGGCAAGAAUUUAAGCCAAAAGACACAAGAAUACAAUCCGAUCAACCUUUCGAUGACAGAACAGAUUACCGAGACAAGUUUACUGAGCACAAGAUUACGCCGAGGGAACAGAGACCAAGAGAGGUUUAUAUCGGCCCAACGGAACCUCUUGAUGCGAGGACCACGGCUAGAGAAGCAUACUUAGGGCCGUAUCAGCCAAAAGAGAAGAGCUUUAAACCAAAUAAUGAUGCCCUAAAGUCAGAUGCACCUUUUAACAGCAGUACUGUAACAAACACAGAUUUCAAAGAGCACAAAGUCAGCAG